UGCUCGCGGCCCCGGCCAUGGAGCUGGGCGGAUCCGAGGCUCGGCCGAGCUGAGGCGGCGGCGCCUGUCUGCUCUGCCCGCUCCCCGGCGCCUGGCCCUCAAGAUGAUGAAGAAGAAGAAGUUUAAGUUUAAGGUGGACUUCGAGCUGGAGGAACUCUCCUCGGUGCCCUUCGUCAACGGGGUCCUCUUCUGCAAGAUGCGGCUGCUGGACGGCGGCAGCUUCACCGCCGAGUCCUCCAGGGAGGUGGUGCAAGCAAACUGUGUUCGCUGGAGAAAGAAGUUCUCGUUCAUGUGCAAGAUGAGUGCCAGCGCCUCCACGGGCAUCCUGGACCCUUGUGUCUACAGAGUGUCUGUGCGGAAGGAACUGAAAGGUGGCAAGGCUUAUGCAAAGCUGGGCUUUGCAGAUCUAAACCUGGCAGAGUUUGCCGGAUCAGGAAAUACCACCCGCCGCUGUUUACUGGAAGGCUAUGAUACCAAAAAUACAAGACAGGACAAUUCCAUUCUCAAAGUUUGGAUCAGUAUGCAGCUGAUGUCUGGUGACCCAUGUUUUAAAACACCUCCCUCCACGUCCAUGUCAAUCCCGAUCGCUGGAGAAUCGGAGUCUUUGGAAGAGGAUAGGAAAGGUGGAGAGACUCUCAAAGUGCAUCUCGGAAUAGCAGAUCUUUCAGCAAAGAGUGCCUCUGUUCCAGAUGAACUUGGUGCCUGGGGACAUUCUAGAACAUCAAGCUAUGCAAGCCAGCAGUCCAAAGUAUCAGGGUAUAGCACGGGUCACUCCCGGUCAUCCAGUUUCUCCGAGUUCUGCCACAGAAGAAAUACCUCAGUGGGCAGCACAUCAACAGGAGUUGAAAGCAUCCUGGAGCCCUGUGAUGAAACUGAGCAAAGCACACCUGAACCGACUCUUGACCCAGCCGAUAAAGAAGAAGACACUCCUGAGAAAGCCUCCAGAUGCCCAGUGAAGCAGGAUUCUGUUGAAUCUCAGCUGAAGCGGGUUGACGACACCAGAGUGGAUGCUGAUGACAUCGUGGAGAAAAUCCUGCAAAGUCAAGACUUCAGCCUCGACUCCAGCGCCGAAGAAGAAGGACUCAGGUUAUUUGUGGGGCCUGGAGGAAGCACAACCUUUGGCAGCCAUCACCUUCCAAACAGGGUAGGCUCUGGAGCCUAUGAGCAGGUAGUGAUCAAACGCUAGAGGGGAUGCCGGCGGCAGACAGACGCACCAGUGGACAGACGCUUCCCUGGGGAUGUGAGCUAUGGACACCAGGUGUUUCAAGGUGUUUUAUCAAGCGUGUGAGAAAAGCAAUGAACCUGUUUUCAAAGCAAAGUUCAUCCGUGCAGAGGAAAGCAGUGCUGGCUCCUUCUCUGAGCACCCCCCAACAUCCGUCCCAAGCCACUCGCCCACUCUUCUGGGAGCAGAGUACCCCCCAGCAUCCUUCCGGAAGCCAUCGCACACCCUUCUCGGAGCAGAGCACCCCCCAGCAUCUGUACCGAGCCACUCACCCACCGAGAGAGCAUGGGAAUGGAGGGUAAAGGCCUGGCCUGCCUCAGCACCCCAUCUGAUUGUAUUUUUUUUUUCAAAUUUUUAAGUAAUCAACUUUAAUUGCAUGAUUUACAACAGUUGAAGGGUUUUGCUUUCUGUUUUCGAGUUUUACAGAGGGGGUGGGGCAGAGUAAGGAAGAGAGCAAGGGAAGAAACUUCGGACAUUUGCCUGUGAGAGUCACCUCGCUGGCCAUCCACUUGUCCUUCCAAGGCACCUCAGAGGAUGGCGUUGGACACGUUUGAGUGUGAUUUUGGUGUCCCAAGAUAAAAAUCCAAGGCAGGGGCACUCAACAGCUCUGGGCUGUGUUUAAAUUUUACAUUUAAGAGACAGUGUGGGAGGUCAGUUUAAACCCAUAAAUGCUAUGCAAAUAACUGUAAUUCCUAUUAAGUAACUCUUCCAUGCCCCACUACCUUUAGCAUUGUCCUAAGCAUAUUAACGCCUUUACACAAUAACUGACAGAAGGUGGGUGUCUGUGCUUUGAGACUUAAAACACUUUAAGUACUCUAUAUUUCUAAAUGUUUCUGACGUAAGUCAAAGGGCAAGUGUGCCCAAGUCUGAGACAGCUGGACAGAAGGAGCGCUGAGCCUGUGCCUCUGCGGCAUAUAUUAUCCCUGUCGUUACUGUCAGAUGGGCUGCAAAAGUCCCAGCCCUGUAAGAGUCAAGGUGAGCUUACUAACGAUCGGGAUGUUAGCUACCGUAGGCAAGCUUGGAGAAAGCUCAAUUAUGAUCCAUCCAGUGCUGAGACGUGCUGGGCUCAGCAGUCAGAAGGAAGACUGUGAGAUGCUCAGACUUCCACGAACUGACCCUUACCAUGCCGUGCUAAUGGACAGACGUCUGAGCGGCUGCUGGAUUUCACUGACGCCAUGAGACUGGCACGUUCCUAUUUUAGCCUCUUUGACCAGAGACUGUUUUCUUUGCUGUGUCAGAGCUGAGCUGUGUGAGGCCAACGUAGACUGUAACAUACCUCUACUACAGCUUUUAGGGUGCAAAUAUCUAGUCUGGAUCCAUGUUACCAGCACAGCACACAGCUGAUUUUGACAGUACCCAUGUAGAAAGAGCUGAAGAGAAGCAUGAGGUGGUACAGAGCCAGCAAUGCCCCGGCCCCCACCUUCGCAAUCAUGUCUGAACACACAGUAGGUCAGCACCGACUUACUGUGGCCAAGAUCCUUUUAUGUUGACAAAGUAAGAAUAGAGUUAUGUUUGAAUAUCCAGAUUGGGAAGUUUGGAAAAGAGUGGAAUUGUUCUUGUUAGAAUUUGCAUUUUAAUAUCGCAAGAAUCAGGUAGUCUACAUUAAUCCAAAACUGUUGUUACAAAUAGAUGCUGAGGUUUUUAAACAGAUGACAUCCCAUUUUAGAAUGUUGUGAAUACUGAGAGAAGAUUUUCUGAAUCAUGCUAGGACACGUUUGGAGGUUGGGGCAUUGACACGGACAUCUUUCCCAGGGAAGAUGCCAUCUGAACAGGUGAGGACGUGCUUCUCAAGGGGGCAGCUCUAUUGUACGCUACAAAAAGAUCAAAGGACGUUUUAACCGAUACUAUUUGAGAUGUUUAUUCUGACAAUUUUAAAAGCAUACUUUUCUAUUUUGAAAAUAUGAUUUCUAGGCUAUAGUUUUACUGGCAUUUCUGCAAAUUAUUUUGGAUCCCAAAUUAAUCACACUGGAUUGUGGGCAUGGCUCACCGAAGCCUCUCGUCAGACACAUACAAGGUGCUGAAGGCAGGGCAGAGUCGCUGUCGUACUUAUCCUAGCUGCCCUGGGCCCUCUGACUUUACACAAGAUGAGGUCUUGGCAUUUUAAAUGAUACAGAAUCCUUUUCAGUCGGUAGAGUGUUUGCCUGGACCGCACAAAGCCCUGGGUUCAGUCCCCAGUACACAUAACUGAGCGUGAUGGUGCACGCCUGUAACCCCAGCACUUGGGAGGUGGAGGCAGGAGGAUCAGAUGCUUAAGGACGUUCUUGACUCUGUAGGGAGCUAGGGGUCAGACUAGACUGUAGGAUGCCCUGUCUCAAAAAGGAAAAAGGAAAAUGUGAAGAGAUCUUGAAAACUGUUUUUUUAAAAAAAUGCCUUUUUUUCUUUUAGCAAUUACUAAAUAAUCUUGACCUAUAUAUCAUUACAUAAUAAAAAAAAUACUUAGUAAGGAGCGACAUUGAGUAGGAAGGGGAAAGACUGGCUGUGAUGCUAUAGGCAGCACAAAUCUGGGGUCUCCUUCCCUAGUGUCCAGGGUGUCAUCUGCAUUUCAGUGCAGCCCUUUCAGAGGGGUGAAGGGAUGCUCAGAUGCUCUCCUAAUCCUUACUUCCUGCAGGACAUCUGUUGUCAGUCUCUCAGACAGGAGGCUAGGUACCAAGUCUACUUUUAAUUCUGCUUUGAGCUUAGAAGACAAUGGACUUGGGAAAGUAGAGGCUUACCAAGUUAUUCUUUUACUAUUUAGGCCAAAUUUUCAAGUCCAAUCUUGGAGAACUUUUAGGUAUGAACUGUUUUCCUCUUCCGUCCUAGAGAAAAGACCACCUGCACUCUUUAAAGCUAGUGUCCAUGACCAGAAGAGAACAUCUAAAAUACCUUGUUCAGAAGAAUGCACAGGCCAGUCGGUUGCGCGUCUCCUGCCUCAGGCUGGUGCCAAGGCCAGUGGCGACAAGACCAUAUAGGAUGUAAAGCCUAGGAGAAGGCAGAGGAGGCCCUGAACCAUCAGUUUACGCUUGAAUGUGAGCUCCCUCUGGUGGUGGCAUUGAAGGCUUCUGAGGACAGACAACUAGUGUAGAUUAACACUUUUGCUAUUAAAGUCUUGACCAACAACCCUAAAUGCCACUAUCUCAUUCCAGCAUAAAGCCAUGAGAAUAAUAUCCAAACUAGAUUCUUUUCUACAUGUUUUUGUGUUUUUAGUCUGUUGUUUGUUCUUUUUGUAUAAAACUGUGAGCCACAGAAGUUGACCACUUAACUUCCUUUGUUAUUAGAAGGGGGUGGGGAAUCUUCAACUACUCUCCAAAAUGCAUACAAAUCCAGUCUCACGCCUGUAAUCCCAGCACUUGGGAGGCUGAGACAGGAGGAGCUAUGAGUUCAAGGAUAGCCUGGGUUACACAAUCUACUUGACUUCAAGGGCAUUCUGGGCUCCAUGGUAAUCAGGAGCCCAAAAUGAGACCCUGACUCAAAAAAAAAAAAAAAAUCAAGCAGCACUGAGUUCCGGUGAAAGCAUCCAGAAGCAACUCCAGACUCUCAGACUUCCAUGUUAAAUAAACCACUUUUGAAGCAUAAGCUGACAGUUUCCUUAACUAUUUCCCUGAAGCGUUUCCGAAACCCUUAGGCUUCUGUGUUUAGCACAAAUCCCCGAGAGACACAGUGAGCUCUAUGACAGGAUUGUAUUGUUUUCUCUACAGGUCUUUCAUGCAAGCAUUUCAGAAAUCCAGUUCUCUUAGAUGGUACGUCUUCUGAAUAUAACCGAGCAGGGUAGCUGGGACUGCAUUAGGUCGCUGUGCGUAUUGGCUUAGCUAGGUGCUGUGCAUAAUCCUCGCAGAGGAGCUGCGAGGAUGAGAUGCUCCUGUAGUCAGCCUAAGUUAGGACUGCCCUGGAAAUGAGGCCGUAUUCCCUUCAUCAGAAAACGUAUACACCAACUGUUUUAAAAAUGGUAAUACGGGAUUACCAUAUGGUAAUGUGUCUCCCCAUAAAACAAAGCAGAUAAAAAUUUUGAUUUGCAAUGUGCUCUGUAUUUUCCAAUGUGUCUGUAUAGCUUACUUAUCUUAACUCUUUUGCCAAUAUUCAUCGGCCAAAUUCAGUGUAAGGAAAGACAGACUAUAGAAGAAGUUGAUGAGUUUUGACAGUCUGACUGUGUUAUUUCAGUCAUUUGGAGUUUACACAGACUGUUCAUGAAAACGUGCUAUUAGUAACUGAGGAAUAGCUCAGCGGUAAGGAACGUUCCAGCAUGUGCAAGACCUAGCAUUGGUCCUCGGCACUGAAAAAGGAAAAUGAAGUGAUUCCGUCAGUAUUCUGUCCUAAUACUUGGAGAAUGACCUUCAUGUUUAUAUACUUUAUGUCUUAUGUUUUAACUAUACAGUGAUAAAAUCCAGGAAAUGUUUUAUAACAAAAUAAACUUUUGUUUGUAAAAUGUUUGUAAUAAUGUAAAAGUGGAUCUUAUACAUGGUCAAUAAAAAGCAGUAUCUCAAAAGUC
This is a messenger RNA of Arvicola amphibius (Eurasian water vole), 5684 nucleotides long. It is a transcript of the gene Eeig2, whose product is annotated as family with sequence similarity 102 member B. The transcript is spliced from 11 exons. Bases 104 to 1186 code for a protein of 360 amino acids. NCBI's taxonomy places the organism in Eukaryota, Metazoa, Chordata, Mammalia, Rodentia, Cricetidae. The record is from RefSeq and is a predicted model, not a curated record.